Daldinia caldariorum is the source of this 2202-nucleotide messenger RNA. RefSeq lists its product as uncharacterized. The record is from RefSeq and is a predicted model, not a curated record. Bases 1 to 2202 code for a protein of 733 amino acids. The transcript is spliced from 3 exons. NCBI's taxonomy places the organism in Eukaryota, Fungi, Ascomycota, Sordariomycetes, Xylariales, Hypoxylaceae. Gene Ontology annotation, molecular function: guanyl-nucleotide exchange factor activity; small GTPase binding. Gene Ontology annotation, biological process: vesicle-mediated transport. Gene Ontology annotation, cellular component: cytosol; endocytic vesicle.
AUGGCUCCCACGACCCCGACCAAGGGAUCCGAGCCCGAGCCCGGGUCGCUUUCAACCUCGAACACAUUCCCUCGUCACUCCCCUUCGCAAGCGAAAGAACCUCGACCAGCCAUUCAACGCGCAAAUACCACAGAGAACGGUGCCAUCCCGCCUGUUACCAUCACGCAGGACACACCACCGGAGGGGCAGAAAGAGAAGGCCGAUACGUUUGAGUCUGAAGCUGCCGAUGAUGAUGUAGUUGAAGCACCCCGCGCUUCGGUGGACAUGGAUGAUAUACCCAUUGAGCUGGUCAGCAAGACGGACAACUUCAUCGACUCGCUCUCCGCUAAGGUUCACCCCUCCCCACCAAAUAUAGAUAAUCUAUCUCGGCUAUUUCAAGAUUUCUAUCACGUCGCUGCUUCCCACAUCCGGACCCAUAUAGACAGUCUGGCCACCCGGCAAACCCGGGAGACUUCGCCGACCCACUCGAGUUAUUCCAAAGCGUCGCCAGCUAGUUUGUUAAGAGCCAAGGCAGCUUCUUUUAGCAAUAGGGACAAGACGAAAGAAACACCAACCAAGGGAGAGCAGCAGAUGCUCACGGCCGAGGAGUUUGCUGACAGAAAGCGAGCAAAGAAGGCGCUAGAGCAGAAGAGGAUCUUACUCGAGGAAGCGGUUGAAAGACGGCUUUGCGAAGGGAUAUACGACCGCAUAUAUCGGCAUCGGUCUACCCAAGAUGAGGCGCAAGACGACAAGCUCAGAUCCAAGACGGCCGCCUUGGCUCUUGUCGGUAUCGGGCCUGCGGACUUAGGCGUUGACCUUGGGGAAACACCCGAGGACACCCCUGAGGCCCGCGCGCAGAAGCAAGAGCAGAUUCGGGAGUACCUAGACCAAGCCCGGAAAGACUUGAUGUUAAUGUACGAGAAGAGGUACCCCUUAGGCAAGCUCAAUCAUCUCAAGGCCGCUCAUAAGAGCAUUGUUGAAACAUUGUCCAACUUCCACCCUUCUUCGUCAGCUGAUGAGAUCAUGCCGAUGCUCAUCUACACUCUGAUAACUAUGCCACCUGAGAAGCUUAGUGUAAUCAGUGAUUCGAACUUCAUACAGAGAUUCCGGUGGGAAGAAAAGCUCGAGGGAGAAGCCGCAUAUUGCUUGACAAACCUCGAGGCCGCAAUCACUUUUCUGCAAACAGUAGAUCUUGCUAGUCUUAGAGCGGACGAGGCGUCGUCAGGUCCAUUAAAAUCAGAGAGCCGACCCGAGGCGCAAAGGACGGAGACAUUCCCGCCUGCCUACACGGCAGGCUUAUCUGCCACAACGUCAAAUUCGGCUGCCGCAACUCCUGAAAAUGCUAAGAGCACGAAACUUUCACCGUCAUCCGACAGCUUACGAGCCGCCAUUCAACGCCGCAGGUUAAGUGACCUUAUCCAGAGUCCAGCCCAGGCUUUUGGAAACGCAAGCGACUCGCUAUUUUACACAGCUGACCAAGGGAUCAAGAAUAUCGGGACCAGCUUGGGUGAUAGCUAUAAGUUCUUACUUGGCAAGCUUCGAGACAGUUCCGCUAGCGGGCGGGAACUAAUCGUUCCACGAACCCUAGACGAAGCACGGAAGCUUAUAGGCACCCCGCCCCCAGAAGAUGAUACUUCCGUUGAUGGUGGGAGUUCCGCACAAGGAGGCGAGAAUCCCGAGCGGCCGGCACCUGGAAAGGACGAUAAAUUACUAUCCCUAGUGGGUGGUAAAAGGCCUGUAAGGGAUCACAGUACAGACAGUACGAGGAGCGCUCGGAGCGUAAGCAGCUCUAAGAAAUUGUUUUCUGCGGAAGAAAACAAGGAGAAAACUCCCACCGCAACCGCAACGCCCUCGCCUGCUUCCUCCAACCAACCUCUGGUCGAAUCGAUGAGGAACCUCGGCAAUUCUCUCAACCCCAUCAACCGCUUCGCUGGAAUGAGCAUGAUGCGCGGGUUCGGUCGCGCGGCGACGAUUCCCGUGACGCCCACCAAGAGCGAUAACUCCUCCUCCAAGGCGACGGACGGGGGAGAUCUAGCUACGGCAUUCCCCGAUAUCGCCGCGGCGCUGCCGCCGAAGGACAUACCGAAAAUAGACCCGCCCAAGAAGAAGUUCAUGGAAAUACAGAACCCUACGGACCUCAGGAUCGGCGACGUCCUGGAGCUGCUGAGGGAUUACCGCCGGCUGGCUGGCGCUCUUAAGGAUAUGGAUGCUUUCAAGGAAUAA